AUGGCAAUCCCAAGUGAACAAAUACCGGAUGCCGAUCCAUUCGUUCCCCCGGGACAAAUAUUGCAGUUCAUAACGCAGACAGGCAGCAAGGCGACCGAUCGAUCAGUGUUGAGGAAAGUUCGACAGCAUGCGAGAAGCUAUGUCUCGAAAUCCAAAGGAGCAGAGAAACGCGCUCCGUUGUUGAAAUUUAAUCUCGUUGUCCCGGAAUCGUUUGGCUCUUCCUCGUCAAGUGGAUGUUCGACUCCUGAUUCUUCGAGUGCCUGUUCGAAGGGUAUUGAAGGAGCGAACUUUCUUGAUCAGUCUGAGAACCUUGAAGUCCCAGUAUCAUCUCGAUUUCCAUAUGAGACAAGUGGUAGAGCAGAUGUCAUCGAUUAUGAACAGAGUCAAUGUUCGUCAAGUUUAAGCUCACCAUAUCAUCAUGUGCCCCAGACAGAUAUUGAAUGUCAACAAACAAGUGACCCUCAAGUCAAAGCAAAGGCCAGGAUCCAGAGGACGAGGAUACGGACAGGUUGCCGGACUUGCAAAGCUCGACGUCUGAAAUGCGACGAAGCAAAACCAGCUUGCAGAUACUGUCUUGACGCUUCUAAAGAGUGUCCAGGUUACUCGAAGACUCUUGUACCACCUUCAUCAACGCGAGCACUUGCACUGAAGAAGAGUACCUCUGAUAUAGUCUCAUACCAACCUUCCAGUAGCCUGCCAUUCGAAAAUAACACUGAAGCUCUUUACUUCAAGGUCUUUCGAGAGGAAACUGCAGUCGAAUUGUCUGGUGUUUUUGCAUCCUCUUUCUGGAAUCAAGUACUGCUUCAAGAAGCACAUCACCGGCCGUUCGUUCGUCAAGCUCUCGUUGCAAUUGCCGCCCUCAACAAAUCCGUCAAGACCUCUCAACUUGCCAAAUUGCACCCCGGUUCAAAAGCAACAUCCCAUAAGCAACGCGAAUAUGCGCUGAGCCUCUACGGAAAGUCGCUUCGCGGCAUGCAACUAAUACCUCAAAGCGAAAGUCGACAUGUCAGAGAAUUGGUAAUCGCGAUCCUCCUGGUAUUUGUUUUUGAGACCAUCCAUCAACAACCCGACAUAGCAUUCUCCCACGCCCUGAUUGGUGACCGUCUCAUGUGUCACUUUGUCGAAACAACGCCACAUCCCGUCCCUCAGAAUGAUGGUAUAUCAUCACCCGCAACACACAUCAUUGAAUCCGAGCUCUUGAUGACAUUUUGUCGUUUCGAUACCCAAAUGAUCACUUUCGUAGAUGUUAGAAGUCAGUAUGUACACAACAUGGGCAAAAGAUUGAGCCGAAGUACAGUCAAGGAGAUGCCAGCGAGCUUUGGAAGCUUGAGAGAGGCGACUCUAUAUUGGGAAGUCGUGAUGAGGAGGACGGGCCAUUUCAUACACUCGACCUCGGCCAUCAACGGCUCUGCCGUCUUUGCGCGAGAAUUCUCUCACUCCUUCCCUGGGAAGACGUUGGAGAUUAAUGCUCAAACCUCGAUAUAUGGCUCGCCCUACAUUGUCCCAGACUCCCUUCGAUUAGAACAAUUGAGAUUUGUUUCCGAUAUCGACCGAUGGACGGCUGCCUUUGACCCGCUAUCGCAACGUCUCCAACAGAACCCAGAAGACAUCCAAACAACAACAGCGAUAACGAUUCUCCGCCUCUACUCACUCACCCUCAAGAUCAUCGUCAUAGGCACAACUUUCACAGAAGAAACCAAAUACGAUCAAUUCCUCCCCCAAUUCCGUGAGAUGGUAUCCUUGAGUCGGAUUAUCUCUCGAAAUCUCCUCGAAAUCACACACCAGCAACCAGCGUACCAUUUUCACUUGAGCAUCGUGCCUCCACUUUUCACGCUCUUGCUGAGAUGUAGAGACAAGACGCUGCGAAGAGAAGCGGUAGAUAUACUGAGAACCUCUCGGUAUGAUGGACCGUGGGAUCGGUUUAUGAUUGCAGCUGUUGGGAAGUGGAUUAUGGAGGUUGAGGAGGAGGGGGAGAGAGAUGGGGUGAUUCCUGAGGAGUCUAGGGUGAGGCUUUCGAGGAUGUCGAUGAGUAUGGAGGGUAGAGGUGUUGUGAUUCAGUGUGUGAGGAGGGGUAGAGAUGAUCAGUUGGGUGGGGAGCUGGGACUUGAAUGGGUGGAGACUAAGUUGAGUGGACCGUGGGUAUGAAUGACCACCGUGAGAUGGUUUAAGGUUCAUGAAAGAUCCUUCGACAAAAAGAAAGGAAAGAAAAGAAACAGGGAGUGGCUACCUGGCAAGAUAUUUGUCACGGGCAGUGAUGAGAGGAAAGUUGAUUUUCCCAUCACGACCCUUCAUCUCGGUAUCAUGUAUCCCUACUUUGAGUGCUGCGAAAUGCAAUUUAUGGCAGGAAAGAUCAACAGAGUACGCGACCUAUAUGUGAUGGACAGCACAAGCACCAACACAGAGAGCCGUUCCUUCCCGAGAGCAAGUUUAUAUGAAAAUCGCCAGAUCCUCAGCAAAUACCACGCAAAAGAAGAAGAAGAGGACAAUGCACCGAUUCUACC
Mollisia scopiformis is the source of this 2501-nucleotide messenger RNA. RefSeq lists its product as uncharacterized. The record is from RefSeq and is a predicted model, not a curated record. Gene Ontology annotation, molecular function: DNA-binding transcription factor activity, RNA polymerase II-specific; zinc ion binding. Gene Ontology annotation, biological process: regulation of DNA-templated transcription. The transcript is spliced from 3 exons. Lineage: Eukaryota; Fungi; Ascomycota; Leotiomycetes; Helotiales; Mollisiaceae. The coding region runs from base 1 to 2145 and encodes 714 amino acids.